AUGUCGGCGGCACCAGCCAAAACACACCUGAUCGCGAGCGUCGAGCCGAUCCACGCGGGCCAGUUCAUGUUUGUGCGCAUCCGGACGGACACGGGGAUCGUGGGCUACGGCGAGGCGGGCAUCUGGGGCCACAUUUCGGCGGCGGCGACGGUGAUCCAGCGGUUCGGCGAGUACCUGGUGGGCAAGGCGGCGUUCGACAUCGAACACCACUGGAACGUGAUGCACCGGUUCAGCUACUUCCAGGGCCUGCUGAUCAACGCGGGCAUCUCGGCCAUCGACAUUGCGCUGUGGGACAUCAAGGGCAAGGCGCUCGGGGUGCCCAUCUACGAGCUGCUGGGCGGGCGGUGUCGCAGCAAGGCCCGGGUGUACGGGCACAUCCUGGGCGGCGACAUCGAGACGAUCGUGGACGAGUGCCGGCGCAAGAUGGCGCAGGGCUUUAACGCGCUCGGCCACAUCAACCCGUUCCUCGACGAGAGCCACGACGCCGUCUACUUCAAGCCGCACGUGCGCAAGAUGGACGAGGCUGUGGCCAACGUCCGGCGGCUGCGCGAGGCCGUCGGCGACCAGGUCGACCUGCUGAUCGAGGUGCACCGGCGCCUGACCCCGGCCGAGGCGGUCACCUUUGCCAACGCCAUCGCCGACACGCGCCCGCUGUUCGUCGAGGAUCCCAUCCGGCCCGAGAGCGCCGAGGCCAUGGCCCGCGUCGCCGCCCGCAUCGCCGUGCCCAUCGCCACCGGCGAGCGCCUGGGCUCGCUGUACGAGUUCGAGGCCCUGUUCCGCCGCGACGCCGUCGAGUUCGCCCGCGUCGACGUCGCCCUCUGCGGCGGCAUCACCGGCGCCAAAAAGGUCGCCGCGCUGGCCGAGGCCCACAACGUCCAGCUCGUGCCUCACAACCCGCUGUCGCCCGUCGGCCUCGCCGCCUGCUUGCAGAUCGCCGCCGCCGUGCCCAACUUCGCCAUCCAGGAGUACACCACCGGCUUCGAGGCCCUGGCCGCCACCUCCACCGUCAAGCACUUGGGCAGUGAUCUGGUCGACCACGUGCCCGUGCCCAAAGACGGCUUUGUCGACAUUCCCACCGGGCCCGGGCUGGGCGUCAAUCUGCUGGACAACGCCCAAUCUAUCCGCCCGCCACUCGUCCUGCCCAUCACCAUGCGGCCACAUUACGACGGCUUCGUGGUGGAUCAGUAA
Messenger RNA from Capronia epimyces CBS 606.96, 1188 nucleotides. Its product is annotated as galactonate dehydratase. NCBI's taxonomy places the organism in Eukaryota, Fungi, Ascomycota, Eurotiomycetes, Chaetothyriales, Herpotrichiellaceae. Bases 1 to 1188 code for a protein of 395 amino acids. The record is from RefSeq and is a predicted model, not a curated record. The transcript has a single exon.